AAAUGUUAUAACCUAAGUAUAAAGGUAUAUAGUAAGUUGAUUUCCUGUGGUUCAUUAACAGUUUAUAUCCUAUCGGUUAUCAUCACAUUGUAAUACAAUAUAAUGUAUAAUCAGUAUUUAUUUUGUCAUAGAAACGAACAAAGUUCAAAAUAAUUUUUUUGUACUAAAAUUUUCUAUGACGUUUUUUUAGUGCCUUCAGAAGUGUUAAUAGGUGUUAACGAUGUCUUUAUCUCCACACAUUUUGCUGUCAAAUUUAGCGCGCGAGAGGUGUGUAGCUAAAUUAAAAGAUUUACCAGCGUUUAUAAGAUCAGAUGUAGAACCAAAAGUAAAAGCUGCUGUUCUGGUGCCACUUUUCGAGCGAAACGGAGAAUUACAUAUUUUGUACACACUCCGGUCAUCGAAUUUGAAAAGUCACAGUGGUCAAGUAUCAUUCCCAGGUGGAAAAAUAGAUGAAAAUGAGAAAGUAAUAGAUGCUGCUUUACGAGAAACAUAUGAAGAAAUUGGAGUCCCUGGAAAUUCAGUUGAUGUCUGGUGUGAGAUGUCUCCAGUUCAAGGUCGUGAUCGAAACAUACUGAUAACUCCAGUGGUUGGUGUAAUAAAGAAUCUUAUUUUCAAUAACUUAAAUCCUAAUAUACAUGAAGUUGAAGAAAUUUUCUCAGUACCAAUAUCAACAUUUUGCAAUACUGCUAAUCAAGCUCACUUAAAGUAUGAAGGUAUAUUAUUACCAGUAUAUUUACAUGGCAAACACAAAAUAUGGGGAAUUACUGGAUACAUAACUCACUUUUUUCUUCAAUGCUUUUUACCGAGUGAUUUGUAUAAUGUAGAUUUCACUCGAAAGGGUUACAAGUUAGAGGAACUUAUGCCAUCAAAAUUAUAACUUUAAUGACUUUAAAAUGUAUAUAAUACAUUGUUGGUCAUUUGAAAAGUUUGUAAUUCAAAUGAUUAAAUAUCUUAUUAUUUUUAAUUUUU
This is a messenger RNA of Vanessa tameamea, 969 nucleotides long. RefSeq names its product mitochondrial coenzyme A diphosphatase NUDT8. Gene Ontology annotation, molecular function: coenzyme A diphosphatase activity. The record is from RefSeq and is a predicted model, not a curated record. NCBI's taxonomy places the organism in Eukaryota, Metazoa, Arthropoda, Insecta, Lepidoptera, Nymphalidae. The transcript has a single exon. Bases 221 to 877 code for a protein of 218 amino acids.